CCCCCGCAGGGCAGGGGCCGGCCACGGCUGGCGUCGGCGGGGCGUGGAGAAACCGCGGCGGCGGCCGCAUCCUUGCCGCCUGCCCCGGCCGGGCCGUGUCCCGGAGCCGUCGGGCAUGGAGCCGUGGAAGCAGUGCGCGCAGUGGCUCAUCCACUGCAAGGUGCUGCCCGCCAACCACCGUGUGACCUGGGACUCGGCGCAGGUGUUCGACCUGGCGCAGACCCUCCGCGAUGGAGUCCUGCUCUGCCAGCUGCUCAACAAUCUCCGGGCGCACUCCAUCAACCUGAAGGAGAUCAACCUGAGGCCGCAGAUGUCCCAGUUUCUCUGUUUGAAGAACAUAAGGACAUUCCUCACGGCCUGUUGCGAGACCUUUGGAAUGAGAAAGAGUGAACUCUUUGAAGCAUUUGACCUGUUUGAUGUUCGUGACUUUGGAAAGGUUAUAGAAACACUAUCACGACUUUCUCGCACACCUAUAGCACUGGCCACAGGAAUCAGGCCCUUCCCAACUGAAGAGAGCAUUAGUGAUGAAGACAUCUACAAAGGCCUUCCUGAUUUGAUAGAUGAAACGCACGUGGAGGAUGAAGAAGGUCUCUACGACUGUGUUUAUGGGGAAGAUGAAGGUGGAGAAGUCUACGAGGACUUAAUGAAAGCAGAGGAAGCACAUCAACCUAAAUGUCCAGAAAAUGAUGUACGAAGUUGCUGCCUAGCAGAAAUUAAGCAGACAGAAGAAAAAUACACAGAAACAUUGGAGUCAAUAGAAAAAUAUUUCAUGGCACCACUAAAAAGAUUUCUGACAGCAGCAGAAUUUGAUUCAGUAUUCAUCAACAUUCCUGAACUUGUAAAAGUUCAUCGGAACCUAAUGCAAGAGAUUCAUGAUUCCAUUGUAAAUAAAAAUGACCAGAACUUGUAUCAAGUUUUUAUUAACUACAAGGAAAGGUUGGUUAUCUAUGGGCAGUACUGCAGUGGAGUGGAGUUGGCCAUCUCGAGUUUAGACAAUAUUUCUAAGACAAAAGAAGAUGUAAAACUGAAAUUAGAGGAAUGUUCCAAAAGAGCAAAUAAUGGAAAAUUCACUCUUCGAGAUUUGCUUGUGGUUCCUAUGCAACGUGUUUUAAAGUAUCACCUUCUCCUCCAGGAAUUGGUCAAGCAUACCACCGAUCUUACUGAGAAGGCAAAUCUGAAAUUGGCUCUUGAUGCAAUGAAGGACUUGGCACAAUAUGUGAAUGAAGUGAAAAGAGAUAAUGAGACCCUUCGUGAAAUUAAACAGUUUCAGCUUUCUAUAGAAAAUCUGAACCAACCGGUUUUGCUUUUUGGACGACCUCAGGGAGAUGGUGAAAUUCGAAUAACUACUCUAGACAAGCACACGAAACAAGAAAGGCAUAUCUUCUUAUUUGAUUUGGCAGUGAUUGUAUGUAAAAGGAAAGGCGAUAACUAUGAAAUGAAGGAAAUAAUAGAUCUUCAGCAGUACAAAAUAGCCAACAAUCCUACAACUGAUAAAGAAAAUAAAAAGUGGUCUUAUGGCUUCUACCUCAUCCAUACCCAGGGACAAAAUGGAUUAGAAUUUUAUUGCAAAACAAAAGAUUUAAAGAAAAAAUGGCUGGAACAGUUUGAAAUGGCUUUAUCGAACAUAAGGCCAGACUACGCAGACUCCAAUUUCCAUGAGUUCAAGAUGCACACCUUCAAUCGGGUUACAUCCUGCAAAGUCUGCCAGAUGCUCCUGAGAGGAACAUUUUAUCAAGGCUAUUUAUGUUUUAAGUGUGGCGCGAGAGCACACAAAGAAUGCUUGGGAAGAGUAGACAAUUGUGGCAGAGUUAAUUCUGCUGAACCAGGGACGCUCAAACCACCAGAGAAACGGACCAAUGGACUCCGAAGAAGCCCCAGACAGGUGGAUCCAGGCUUACCAAAGAUGCAGGUCAUUAAGAACUAUACAGGAGUACCACUCCCAGCUCAUCAUGAAGGACCCCCACUGCAUAUCCAGGCAGGGGAUACAGUCGAACUUCUGAGAGGAGAUGCCCACAGUCUGUUCUGGCAGGGUAGAAAUUUAGCAUCUGGAGAAGUUGGAUUUUUUCCAAGUGAUGCUGUUAAGCCUUGCCCGUGUGUGCCCAAACCUGUAGAUUAUUCUUGCCAACCCUGCAACUUAGUUUAUUCACACUAAACAGACAGUUUCAUGGGAAAUGCUUUCUGCUGGGGGACAAAAUGGUCAAGAAUAUCAGAAAUGGAAACUUCCAAUUUUGGAAAUACUACACUGUUUAGAGAAAAUGAUGCUGAAUGAUGACAUGUGGUUCUCAAGUCAUCAAGAAGUUGGAUAUCCACCAACUGCAUUGUCUAUUCAUUACAUCUCCAUUUAAAAACAAGUUACUCUCACAAGGUAAACUUUGUCUCUUGGGUAGAAUCAAGGUGAUUAUCUUCAUUUGCCUGGGUAUGGAAUUCUAGGUGAGAAACUAUUUUGCAUCUCAGAUUUUCAGACUUUGCUCUAUUGUCUUAUAACUUCCAACUCAAUGACAUUCUGAUUUAUUUUCUUUCUUUCUCUCUCUCUCCCCCUCCUUCCUUCUCUCCCCCACCUUCCUUUCCAAGAGAAGAAAUCUACAGCUUUAUUUAUUUACUUGACAGUAAAUCCAAAUCCUUUAGGGGUACAACAUCAAAUGGAUUCUGUGGCCAGUGCCUUUAGUAGGAAGGUUGCUUUGGGAUUUGGCGCGAACCAUGUCACUGUUUCUAUGAGCCUGAGUUACUUUUCCCCAGAUUACUCUGGUUUUGUUCCAUUUGCCACCAAGAGUCAUUGUAUUGCUCUUUGUUUUGUACACGUAAGCAUAUCUCUGCCUAGAAUUCAGUUUCAUCUUGAGCAUAAACACCUUCAAUUUUUAAGAAGAGCUGUGUGCGUCCUCUGGUUCUGGAGGCCCCGCUUUCUAGACAGCAAAAACGGUCUUGGACCACAGCCUUCCAGUCAUAUUUGUUGGAUUUAGGAGUCCUUUUCCCAGCAGACCUCCACAGUUCCAAGAUGGUGGGAAGAGACCAUUCUGAUUUCUGAUUCUUUGUAUGUAGUCUGAUUGUGUGUGUGUGUGUUGGCAGGCGUCAGGGGGGCGGAGGGCGGUGCACAUUCUGCAGGCAGGGAUGAGACGUGGGGCUUAAAACUGGGGAACCAUCUGAAAAUCCAUAUGAAGAACAGGAUGCAGGUGCCAAGAUUCCUACCCCAUUCUCCAAAUAGUCAGACAACUUACUUUUCACUACCAUAGCAGGAGACAGUAGAAUUAGAAGGUUUAUUAUGUGGGAAAAACUGAGCCAUGUAGGGCUUAUACUUAGAAAGAGCAAUGCCAGCAGAGAUUGAGGGAGAUGCUGUGCUGUGGAGUAGUCAAAUUAAGGAAAGUCUACACACUGACUGAUGACGAUCCCCAGGUCCUUUAUAUAGCUCAGUUCCAAUACUGUGACAGCUGGGUCUAAUACACACAGACUAUCCUCUCAUUGCAUCCAGACAGGAAUCUGGAAGAUUUUUCUCUAAAGGAACUGAAUAGACUCGGUUAAAAAAAAAAAAAUCCGAAAAUCAUUUGGGUAUUAUCCAGCCCCAUGAAUCACAUUCUUGCCAAAUGAUUAUGUUCCUACCCAGAGAGUCUGCUUUGGUGCUCCCCACCCCCACUGAGAUGCCUCUCUCCCAAAUAUAAACAGGCAACAAAGAGAACUAGGCAUUUGAGAAAAGCCUUGAACUAGAGAGCAAAUAGAAUAAAUGGGGAAAAUAAACAAGGAAAAGGCAGACAUUAAAAUGAGCAGAAGAAAGAUUUAGUUUUUAAGCCUUUAAUUUAUAUUCUCAGAAUUAAGAGAUGACAAUACCUAAGGAAGUGAGCUGGAUGCUUUAUAAAAGGAAAAUCAGAGAACAAAAAAGAGCUCUUCUAAAUUACAUAUUAAGUAGUAGAGUUGGAAAAUAAAGUCGAGCAAAUCCUCCAGAAAAUCAGAGAAAUAAUUUGAUAAUAUGGAAGAAAAGAUAGGGAAAUUAGACAAUUAAUCCAGGAGGCACAGCCUUUGUUUAGUGGAACUCAAGAAAGAGAAAACAGAGCAGCAAUUGUCAAAAAAAAAAAAAAAAAAAGACAAAAUUUUCCCAGAACUGAAGGAUAUAUGGCUCCAAAUCAAAGAUGCCACUGAGAACCCAGGACAGUACUGAAGUAAAACGUAUGGCAUUUAACUGGAAGGCACGUUAUCAUGAAAUUUUACAAUAUAGAGCAGACAGAGUCUGAAAGCUUCCAGGGAGGAAAAAGAAAUCAGAUCACAUACAAAGAAUCAGAAUGGCACUCAAUUGCCAGUGAGAAGACAAUAGGACAGUGUCUCAAAAUCUGAGAAGAAAAGUAAUUUCUCACCUAGAAUUGUAUACUCAGACAAGUUCUCAAUUAAAUAUCAAGUAAAAUUAAAAUGUUUUUUCUGGAUGGGAGGCUUUCUGAGUAUUACAACCUAUGUAUCCACUUACAGGAAGCUGAAGGAUGAGCUAAUAAACCAAUAAAGAGGGAGAUAGAGAAUCCAGGGAAUGAAACCAAUGGGAUGUCCCAAGAUUGUAAUAAUUCAGCACGCUUAGAGAGCAAGUAGUAGUGACUAGACCAAGAGAGUCUAGAAGAAAUGAAUGUCUCCGUAGAAAAAAAAUGGACAGGUUUAGUGUAUGGUGUUGAGAAGUGUAUUACUCAGGGGUUUAUCAUUCUCUUAGAGAAUUUGGAGAGAAUUUGCAAGGUAAGAUAUAGCGAACAAAAACUUGAGGAAUUGUUUUUUGGGUGUCGGAUGUUCUUUGACUAUGAAAACGUGACAAAACUGGGCCAGAUGAUGGCUUGGCUUUGUAGAGGUUAUGGAAACAAGAGUGAGGAGAAGCACCAUGAAGGAACGAGCACAAAUGGAGAAGAAAAUUAUUUUCCUUCCUGACACCUAAAAUUAAUAAAUUAAGAAUUGUAGUUUGAUUAUUUAGAAAUAUGCAAGCACAGAUUUAAAAAAAAUAGAUAAAAUGCUUGAAAUGGAACUUGGGAUAUAAAACUAACCAGAUGGGGUGAUGCUACUUUUUCAUUAUUAUUAUAGCACUAGUUGACUUUCAGAAGCUAUGUUCAUGUGCUCCUUUGACAAAAAUGCAUAUACUAUAUACUAAUUGCAGUAGGUGCCCUGGAGAGACUACAAUAGUGUAAUAAGAAUAAUAGAGUGAAGUGUAAGAUGCAGGACAACAUUCUUCAGAUGAGAUGGUCAGAGAAGGUCACUCUAAGCUUGAGUGAUGAGAAGGAAUGUAUAUGAAUUGGGUGAGUGUUGUACAGGCAGUGACAGUCUAUGGGAAGACUCUUAAGACCAAAAAGAGGCUGGUAAAUUCCUGAACCUGAAAGAAGGUUGGAGACUAGUGAGAGAUAAGAUGGAAGAGUGAUCAGAACAUCCCAGGUACUGGGGCGCCUGGGUGGCUCAGUGGGUUAAAGCCUCUGCUUUGGACUCAGGUCGUGAUCCCAGGGGUCCUGGGAUCGAGCCCCGCAUCAGGCUCUCUGUUCAGCAGGGAGCCUGCUUUCCUUCCUCUCUCUCUGCCUGCCUCUCUGCCUACUUGUGAUCUCUGUCAAAUAAAUUAAAAAAAAAAAAAAAAAAGAACAUCCUGGAUACUAAUAGUUCAUAGGUUAUCAUAAAUGCUUUUAUCCCAAGGUACCAUCUGCAUAAAAUGCCCUUGCCUGUCCUUCUAUACUUGCUAGAAAUCUCACAUGUCUUCCUUCAACAAACUUUUGUAUCUUAAAUAAGCAUUUAGUAUAAAUUAAAGGUGGGUAUUUAAACUGAGUUACCCUAGUCUAUGUGUGAAUCAGAGAAUUUUCUGGAAUACUAAUUCGUGAAGUUUUGAAAUACUAAGUCAUGAGUUUUGAGAUGUGAAAUUUUUCCCUUUAACUUUCAUUGCCCAAAAUCUCUGCUAUAUUUUGCCAUUGAAUGUAAAACAUUGUAUUUGAUGUGAAAGGGUCACUAUAGAGUAUCUUAACAUUGGAUUUGGGCCAUUGAUUAUUACUGUUAAUGUUAUGGAAUUUGGGUAUGUAUAAGGUGCAAAUAGUUUAGGAAGAAUUCUAUUGUUGAAAAUAUCUACCUUUUAUUUUUUAAAUUUGGUUAAUUUUUUUUAAUUUAAUUUUAUUUUAUUUUAUUCCAGUUUUCCAAGAUUCAUUUGUUUAUGCACCACACCCAGUGCUCCAUGCAAUAUGUGCCCUCCUUAAUACUCACCACCAGGUUCACCUAAACCCCCUACACCCUCCCCUCUAAAAUUUCACCUUUUAUAUGCAAAUGUCCUAUACGUGAUAGUCCCUCCCUUACAAGUCUUUUUCCUUCUUCUUCUCAAACUCCCUGUAAGUCUCUCUCUAACUCAAUACCUACUCACUCCUCUCUUUGUCUCGUUUAUUUAUUAGAUAAAUAUUGACUGGGUGCUUUUAUGCAUUAGGCACUGUUCACUUUACCAUGCUAGCUUUGUAGAGCCUUUGCUUUUCACUUUUCAAAGGACAUUUUUUUUGCCUUAUUUUUUGAAGCAAUGUAAUUAGUUAGUAUCGAAGUAAAAAACAGCUCUGAUCUGCCACUAAGUUAAAAUCUUGACAGAUACUUACUUUCAGCUUCGGUUC
Mustela lutreola (European mink) is the source of this 6572-nucleotide messenger RNA. It is a transcript of the gene VAV3, whose product is annotated as vav guanine nucleotide exchange factor 3. Gene Ontology annotation, cellular component: plasma membrane; cytoplasm. The transcript is spliced from 23 exons. Gene Ontology annotation, molecular function: guanyl-nucleotide exchange factor activity; protein binding. The coding region runs from base 116 to 2152 and encodes 678 amino acids. Gene Ontology annotation, biological process: regulation of GTPase activity; intracellular signal transduction; cell migration. Lineage: Eukaryota; Metazoa; Chordata; Mammalia; Carnivora; Mustelidae. The record is from RefSeq and is a predicted model, not a curated record.